AUCGCUAUGAUUCCCCAAUGUGAUGCUAGUGCUGAGGAUGGGAGACACUUCUUCCCAACUGCUACAGUGGUUUGAGCACGCGGCCUCACGUACCUACCUGGUAAGGUGUAUAUCGCGGCCAGUCCCUCCUUCACUUAUACCGAGGUAGCUAGUCAAUCUGAUUCUCUACCAACAUGUGCCUCUGGUUGGAUGUGACAUCCCCCGCACGAUCAGUGAGUGCUCUCUGAAUUCUGUUGACCGACGGCUUCUGCGACAUUUUAUUUCCCAAUAUCGCGAGCACAGACUAACGAUGUCCACAUCUCCAUCAUGGGCGACAUCACGAAUCGUAAGGAUCUGAAGCGGAUGGUGCCUCAGCCCAAGACGUACAGGAAGCCGCCAUUCACGGCGGAAAUACUGUAUGGCCAAAAGGUCGAUGGGGAGACUGUACCGCGAAGAAAUGUCCGCACUAGAGAUGACCUCAAGUCAAUUCCUGAACCAGGCGUCACCACGCUCUUCCAGCUUCUCGGGCGGUCAAGCAGAAAGUUUGGCCAGGCGAAGGCGCUAGGCAAGCGCAAGCUUAUCAAGGUGCACGAGGAGACCAAGAAGGUGAGGAAAAUGGUCGAAGGUAGAGAGCAGGACAUCGACAAGACGUGGCAGUACUAUGAGCUGUCCGGGUACAGCUUUAUAUCCUUCGUGGAGUUUGAGGAGCAGGCCCUCAAGAUUGGUUCCGCGUUCAGAGCGAUCGGACUGAGCGCGUCUGAGCGCGUACACAUCUAUGCCGCCACCCACCCGUACUGGCUCGCCAUUGCGCAUGGUGCGGCCAGCCAGAACUUGCCCAUCGUUACUGCGUACGAUACGUUGGGUGAAGAAGGCUUGAAGCAUUCCUUGCAGCAGACCAAAGCGAAGGCAAUUUUUCUCGAUCCGCACCUCCUUACCAGGCUCAUCAAGCCGCUACAAGAGAGCAAACAUAUCCAGCACGUCAUCUAUAAUGACGACGACGCACCAACUUUCAAAGCCGACCCAGACCAAGUCAUGAAGGAUGUCGAGAAACUCAAAGAAGUACAUCCAAACCUUUCUGUUUACAGCUUCUCCGAUUUUAUCAAGAUGGGCGAGGAAAAGCCGGUUGAGCCGACGCCACCUAAGCCUGAUGACCUCUGUUGUAUCAUGUACACCUCCGGGUCGACUGGAACUCCAAAGGGUGUACUCCUCACUCACAAGAACGUGAUCGCUGCCAUUGCCGGCGUUGAUGUCAUUGUUGGUCCAUAUAUUGGGCCGGGCGACGGACUACUGACCUAUCUGGCCCUCGCACACAUCCUCGAAUUCGUCUUCGAGAAUGCGUGUCUCUACUGGGGUGGCACGAUGGGCUAUGGUCACCCAAAGACAAUCUCGGACACCUCAAUGAAAAACUGUUGCGGAGAUAUCGUGGAAUUCAAACCGACCAUCUUGGUCGGUGUGCCAGCAGUCUGGGAAGCGGUCAAGAAGGGCAUUGUCGCGAAAGUCAGCAAGAUGAGCCCGAUGGUGCGCUCUUUGUUCUGGGGCGCGAUGUAUACCAAGAGCUUUCUGAUGCACAACGCUGAUUAUCUUCCGCUAACUAGGAUCGGAACCAGCGUUGUCGAUACUGUCGUCUUCCGGAAGAUCCAAGAAGCUACUGGAGGCCGCCUACGCAUCUGCAUGAACGGUGGUGGACCAAUUGCUAAAGAGACACAACAUUUCAUUUCCAUGGCCAUUGCACCAAUGAUAUCUGGCUACGGGCUCACCGAAACAACCGCCAUGGGCGUUUUGAUGGAUCCAAUGGCGUGGACGAACACGGCACUCGGCGAAAUUGUUGGAUGCGCCGAGCUGAAGCUCGUCGACUUCCCUGACGCGGGAUAUUUCUCGACGAAUGAACCACCACAGGGUGAGAUCUGGAUCCGCGGAGACUCGGUUGCGAAUGGUUACCUUGAACUCGACGAAGAGACCGAGGAGUCCUUCACCGAGGAUGGCUGGUUCAAGACGGGUGACAUUGGCGAAUUCGAUGAUGCCGGCCAGCUGAGGAUCAUCGAUCGAAAGAAGAACUUGGUCAAGACACUGAACGGCGAGUAUAUUGCUCUGGAAAAGCUGGAAGCCAUUUAUCGGUCAUGCCCGAUGGUCGGAAAUGUCUGCGUGUACGCCGCACCGGACAAGCAAAAGCCAAUCGCAAUCGUAUUACCUAACGAAGCAGCUAUGAGACAGAGUGCGGGUGAUAAGGGUAUUCAAGGCCACGACUUGGAAGAUUUGUGCCAUAAUGACAAAGUCAAUGCUCUGGUCCUCAAGGAGAUGCAGAAUGGAGGACGUCAGGGUGGACUCGCAUCAUUCGAGAUCAUCGAUGGUGUUGUACUGGCUGUUGAGGAAUGGACACCGCAGAACGGGCUUGUCACAUCGGCGCACAAGUUGAACCGCAAAGGUCUGGUGGAGAAGUACAAGAUGGAGAUAAAUAAGGCAUAUGGCAACUAAGCAGAUGGUCCAACUUCAAGGAUCAACCUAGGUACGGAGCACGGUAGGUACCUACUUUCUGGGGUCUGACGACACUUUUAUUGCCUAUUUUGUGUUUUACCUGGUUGACGUAUCUAUCGAGGAAAAGCGGACGUAAUUGUACUAUCUUUCCACCUUUGGAUAUCAUAUGAAAAGUCUCAACGGGGACCAUGCAGGGGACGAGGGCAAAAUUGUCAGCGGUUCUAGGGCCUCAGUAAUAGGCUGGGCCCGUGUUUGUAUUUUACAGUUAUAGUCAUCUCUAGCUGCCAGAGGCGAGCGCUGGAAGGGUCAAGGGCCCGUCAGCACCUACGAGAAGUCGGCGGCUAUGGACAUUUCGUUCGUGGUUUGAUUCAUGUUUGAUGAAAAUAC
Molecule: messenger RNA, 2838 nt
Organism: Exophiala oligosperma
Lineage: Eukaryota; Fungi; Ascomycota; Eurotiomycetes; Chaetothyriales; Herpotrichiellaceae
Exons: 2
Coding region: 307-2451 (714 amino acids)
Biological process (GO): long-chain fatty-acyl-CoA metabolic process; long-chain fatty acid metabolic process
Cellular component (GO): endoplasmic reticulum; lipid droplet; plasma membrane
Molecular function (GO): long-chain fatty acid-CoA ligase activity
Source: RefSeq, a predicted model, not a curated record